CCAGCAAGGUGACCUCAUGUGCCACUAGAUGACGACACAUCCGGCCCUUUGCGUGACGUUGUUUCCGGUUAAAUCGAACUACCGCUAAGCUAAUGUUUCUGAAUACUUUAACAUUUAAGUUCACUCUUUGUAGCUUCAAAUACUUUUGAAUCAAGUAAGUCGAUGCGAUGAGAAGUAUAUUGCUGUGUUUUUGGAGACUUUAUUCCACUCGUGAUGUCCACCCUGUCGGUAAUUUAGCCACAUAUGGCUCACAGUUCAUUGUUAGCUUAGCAUUAGGCAUGCUCUGAGGGUCUGCUGUCUAACGGCUAACUGUCGACAGAGACCACAGCUGACACCUAGCGUGGAAGAUAGCUUAGUUUCUCUAAAGUAUUCACAUUUAUUUAUUGUGCUUAUGCGUGUUUCUGUCUCUGAAGUACCUGGCACUUUCAACAUCUCAACACGAGCGGUCCUCAUGUGCUGAAGCACGGAGAGAUAUCCGCUUUUAGCAGACUAAGCAGUCUAAGUUUCAGGAAACGACUUUAUUGUGGUUGACUUUUCAAUCAGUCGCCUUGACUGAGUAUUUAACCCACACUCCACAAACUUAAACCCACCUGUGAUAGUCUGCUGAGAUAUUCUACAUCUCAGUCCACACUCGGAGCUGUUAUUAUUGCGUGGUUUGGGUGAUCUUGUCUGCCACGAUGGCUUCUUCCUCUGGAAACGACGACGACCUCACCAUCCCCAGAGCAGCCAUCAACAAGAUGAUUAAAGAAACUCUCCCUAACGUCAGGGUGGCUAACGACGCCAGAGAGCUGGUGGUGAACUGUUGUACAGAGUUCAUACACCUCAUCUCCUCUGAAGCCAAUGAGAUAUGCAACAAGUCCGACAAGAAGACCAUCUCUCCUGAGCAUGUCAUCAACGCCCUGGAGAGUCUGGGGUUCGCUUCAUACAUCACAGAGGUGAAGGAUGUCCUACAGGAGUGUAAAACUGUCGCCCUGAAAAGGAGGAAGGCGAGCUCUCGCCUGGAGAACCUGGGCAUCCCGGAGGAAGAGCUGCUCAGACAACAACAGGAACUGUUUGCUAAGGCACGACAGCAGCAGGCAGAGCUCGCCCAGCAGGAGUGGUUACAGAUGCAGCAGGCCGCCCAACAGGCACAGAUGGCAGCAGCAUCUGCCAGCGCCGCCCAGCAGGCCGGCUCCUCUCAGGACGAAGACGAAGAGGAUGACAUGUGAUCCCCCUGACGGCAUCCUUCAAUUUGUCUGGAUCCCUUCCUGGGACAGUGUCGGCACACGAAUCUUCUCGUACUGUCAUCGGCAGAGACAUGAGAUGUGUUAGACUGCUUAGUGUAACAUGGAUUAUACACAUUGGAAUGGACAGUGAAGAGAACGAUGAAGAGGGAUUGCCACAUGUUCUGAUACCAGAACCAGAAAAUGAUUUGAAUUAAGAGGCUGUUAAUGAAGUUUUUGAUUAAUCUCUUCGACCCCCUUUUUUUUCCAGUUGCUUCUGUUUAUGUCUUGACUUUAUGUUGUGAGUAAUUUGUAGAUUUCUGGAUGUGUUGUGGACUCACAGAGGGCAGACAUUGCUUGGGAUCUGUCAGUCAAUAUUGGUGGUAAAGCAGCAUGUGUUUGCUUCUUCAGGUACUGCACCAGAUAGUUUACCUACUGUAUGUUAUCAGUUGCUCUCGAUCACUUUAGGAUGACUGCUUUGGGAACGUUUCAGAGCAGAUGAUUUCUCCUCUCUGGCGGUCACACAGGAUUGCUUUAGGGGUUGUGAAUAUUGGAAUAUUUUUUUGUUAAGUAGAGAAAUAAGUGGACAUUUUGUUUAAAUUGAGCUCAUUCAGAUACUUUUUGUUGCAUUUUCUUUCUACCUUAAACCACACACAGUAUUGCUAAUUAGCCGCACCUUUCAGAAAGAGAAUAUUUUUGUCUCUGAACCAAAGACAGACAAACAGCCCAGACAGAUUUUGUGUUUUUAAAAGGUGUAGGUGCUACUGUGCUUGUCCUCGCUGACUCCAGGUCAGUGUAAGCAAUGUUACAGAUAAUGAACCCAUGACUUUGUAAGAUACUUUGAUAUUCAGGCUGAAUUUGUUAUUCCCCCCUCUCCCUUGGGUGCAGUAUCAAACGUUUGCAUUGUGACUGUGGUCAAUCCUCAGUGUAAAGACGUAAUUUUCUUGUGAAGGACAUUCACUUGCCAAUGCUACAAAAGGUGUCUUCUAUAAGCAAUAAAGGAAUCAUGUUUUAUA
This is a messenger RNA of Notolabrus celidotus (New Zealand spotty), 2218 nucleotides long. RefSeq names its product down-regulator of transcription 1 (gene dr1). The record is from RefSeq and is a predicted model, not a curated record. Gene Ontology annotation, molecular function: core promoter sequence-specific DNA binding; TBP-class protein binding; protein heterodimerization activity. The transcript is spliced from 3 exons. Gene Ontology annotation, biological process: positive regulation of transcription by RNA polymerase II; chromatin remodeling; negative regulation of transcription by RNA polymerase II. The coding region runs from base 678 to 1208 and encodes 176 amino acids. Lineage: Eukaryota; Metazoa; Chordata; Actinopteri; Labriformes; Labridae. Gene Ontology annotation, cellular component: negative cofactor 2 complex.